Molecule: messenger RNA, 162 nt
Organism: Loa loa (African eye worm)
Lineage: Eukaryota; Metazoa; Nematoda; Chromadorea; Rhabditida; Onchocercidae
Exons: 1
Source: RefSeq, a predicted model, not a curated record
UGCGCUAAAUUCGAACCCUUAACCUCCGAUUCUCCCACUCGUCAAGCUAUCCUUCCGGUUGAUUGCGCUGCCGUUUGUUCUAAUUCUGUGAUGCCUAUCGCUGCUAAGAUUAACGCUCUGUCUUGUUCACCUAUUGUUCCAAAUGCUUCGAAAUCCCAGUAA